Molecule: messenger RNA, 708 nt
Organism: Puntigrus tetrazona (Sumatra barb)
Lineage: Eukaryota; Metazoa; Chordata; Actinopteri; Cypriniformes; Cyprinidae
Gene: alkbh7
Product: alkB homolog 7
Biological process (GO): DNA damage response; fatty acid metabolic process
Cellular component (GO): mitochondrial matrix
Source: RefSeq, a predicted model, not a curated record
UAUGUCCUCGACAAAAUGACACUGCUAAUUAGAGUAUCGAAACAAGGACAGAGGAAAGCUUUCCAUAAUCCCUUACUGUAUAGGUUUUUAUCGGAGAGCACGGAUUUACGAAAAGGCCCCGAGAGCAAAGAGGGCUGUAGUUGGUUGUACGGAUCGUCGCAGGAAAUUUUAUCCGUAGUGCGUGGGCAUGUUGAAGUUAGACAUAAUUUCAUCAGCGAGGAAGAGGAGAAUGCCCUUUUCAAAGAAGUGGAGACAGGACUUAGAAAACGAUACGAGUUUGACCACUGGGACGACGCUAUUCAUAUGGCUACAGGAAACAGAGCGCUGCAGUGGGGACUUAAGUGUGAAAGUAUCCUAAAGCGUGUGAGAGAGGUAGCUUUUCCUGAAGGCAGUCCACUGCUUGGGCCAAUUCAUGUUCUGGACCUGGACAGAGAGGGCUUGUAUCAAACCAGCAUCGACAGUGUGAAGUUCUGUGGAAGCACCAUUGCAGGACUGAGCCUUUUGUCCGAUAGUGAUGCGAUUGGUCCCGAAAACAAAUCCACAGACUGGGUGGACUUGCUUCUGAGUCAUACCACUUUAUAUAUUGUAAAGGAUGGCCGAUUUAAAUUCACCCAUGAAAUCCUGGAAAGAAGAAGAAUCCUUUUCUCAGGACGGAAGGUACCACGUCAUCGCCGCAUCUCUGUCAUCUGCCAAAACCUGCCUGUUUAA